Psammomys obesus (fat sand rat) is the source of this 1792-nucleotide messenger RNA. It is a transcript of the gene Rmnd5b, whose product is annotated as required for meiotic nuclear division 5 homolog B. Gene Ontology annotation, biological process: proteasome-mediated ubiquitin-dependent protein catabolic process. Gene Ontology annotation, cellular component: GID complex; nucleus; cytoplasm. Bases 8 to 1378 code for a protein of 456 amino acids. Gene Ontology annotation, molecular function: ubiquitin protein ligase activity; protein binding. The transcript has 10 exons. Lineage: Eukaryota; Metazoa; Chordata; Mammalia; Rodentia; Muridae. The record is from RefSeq and is a predicted model, not a curated record.
GGUUCCGAUGACAGCGGCGCCGGAAGCCGGCUGGGCUGCUGGACUAGGUGACAGCCUGCGGGCUCCGGGUCCCGGGGUGCGGGGCGCCCCGAUCAAAGCCUGGAGCAGUCGUCGGCCACACCCUCCAAGGGCUGGAGGAGUCGCCCGGACUCAGACGUCCCAUCUUAGUGCACCUGACUGGCACAGAGAGGCCGCCAUGGAACAGUGUGCGUGUGUGGAGAGGGAGCUGGAUAAGGUCCUGCACAAGUUCCUGACCUAUGGGCAGCACUGCGAACAGAGCCUGGAGGAGCUGCUGCACUACGUGGGCCAGCUGAGGGCCGAGCUGGCCAGUGCAGCUCUCCAGGGGACCCCUCUCUCAGCCACCCUCUCCCUUGUGAUGUCCCAGUGCUGUCGGAAAAUCAAAGACACAGUCCAGAAACUGGCUUCAGACCAUAAGGAUAUUCACAGCAGUGUCUCCCGGGUGGGCAAAGCCAUUGACAGGAACUUCGACUCUGAGAUCUGCGGCGUGGUCUCCGAUGCUGUGUGGGACUCCCGUGAGAAGCAGCAGCAGAUCCUGCAGAUGGCCAUUGUGGAGCACCUGUACCAGCAGGGCAUGCUCAGUGUGGCUGAGGAGCUGUGCCAGGAAUCAACACUGAAUGUGGACCUGGACUUCAAGCAGCCCUUCUUGGAGUUGAAUCGGAUCUUGGAAGCCCUGCACGAGCAAGACCUGGGACCUGCACUGGAGUGGGCUGUCUCCCAUAGGCAGCGCCUGAUGGAACUCAACAGCUCACUGGAGUUCAAGCUGCACCGGCUGCACUUUAUCCGCCUCUUAGCGGGAGGCCCCGAGAAGCAGCUGGAGGCCCUCAGCUAUGCCAGGCACUUCCAGCCCUUUGCUCGGCUGCACCAGAGAGAGAUCCAGGUGAUGAUGGGCAGCCUGGUAUACCUGCGGCUGGGCUUGGAGAAGUCACCGUACUGUCACCUCUUAGACAACAGCCACUGGGCCGAGAUCUGUGAGACCUUCACUCGGGAUGCAUGCGCCCUGCUGGGGCUUUCCGUGGAGUCCCCCCUCAGCGUCAGCUUUGCUUCUGGCUGUGUGGCGCUGCCAGUGCUGAUGAACAUCAAAGCUGUGAUCGAACAGAGGCAGUGCACUGGGGUGUGGAGUCACAAGGAUGAGCUGCCGAUUGAGAUCGAGCUGGGCAUGAAGUGCUGGUAUCACUCUGUGUUUGCAUGCCCUAUCCUGCGACAGCAGACCUCAGAUUCCAACCCCCCUAUCAAGCUCAUCUGUGGCCACGUCAUCUCCCGAGAUGCACUCAACAAGCUCAUCAAUGGAGGAAAGCUGAAGUGUCCCUACUGUCCCAUGGAACAGAAUCCAGCAGAUGGGAAACGUAUCAUAUUCUGAUUCCAAGGAACUUUCUGGAAGGUGUCACCUACCCAUGGGCCUUGGCUUGCCUUGGUAGAAGGACUGGCUUCAGUGGAUCGUGAUGCCCCUCAGACCAGCACUACCAAGAGGCCCAGGCUGCCAGGCAGAAGCCAAGGGAAGGCCGUGAACCAGCUUAUGCUUCCUUGGCUGUAAGGGGACUAGCUGCUGUGUUCUGCUAUCUUUCUGUUUACACUUGGCUCUGACUAAGUAGCAAAGGCCUUGGCCACCAAAAGCAGACAUCUUUCUACUCCCUCAAACCAGGGGAUUCCAGCUAUGGCCACCUCCCACUGUACAGUCUUAGCUGUAUGUAUCCAUUCUCCACUGUAAAUAGCCCGUUAGAACUGAAUGCUGUUUUAUAACUUUGAGCAAAUAUAUUCACAGCCCUUCUCCUUA